This is a messenger RNA of Cuscuta epithymum, 5042 nucleotides long. NCBI's taxonomy places the organism in Eukaryota, Viridiplantae, Streptophyta, Magnoliopsida, Solanales, Convolvulaceae. The record is from the annotation of a GenBank genome assembly.
UUUUCAUUUAACCUUUGACAAGGUGGACUUUACUUUGCAAGAUUGAGGAUUUUGCAAAUGUGAGGAUUUUAUUGGAUUCACGCUAGAUGAUGAUGAUAUCAAAUCAUCUAGCAUUUGUGGAAGUCCGCAACAGAAGGCCUGCAAAUUAUGUGAGGAAAGAGUUAAUUUUGAAUAUUGCUUCAACGUCUAGACCUGCUCCCCGGCCACAACCCAAUAAGCAGCCACCGAAAGGCACUAUGAAGCCUACUGGGAAGGCUGGAAACAGGACAAAUGCUGCCCCUGAACUGGCUGGAUCCAGUGCUCCAACAAAGAACACUCCUACUGCCAAAACAGUUGCUAGCACUACUGCCAGCUCCUCAGACUGGGUCCCUUAUACGGAAGAAAGUUCAGAUUCGGCUGAGGUAUUUGACUGGGAAGGCCGAAGGGUUCAAAGCAUGCAUGAAUUGGAGAGUGAUGAUAUUGUCAACAAAUUCAUAACCAAUGAAAAUGGAGCACACGUGGCCUUUGUGAAGAAAAGACAUCAAAUAAAGAGUUACAUUGCGGUGGCAAGGCUUGGAAGAAAUCUCCAAAGGGAAGAUGACCUUAAUGUGCCGGCUAUCUCUUUCACAGACCCGUGCUUGGUAGCACUGCCUGGGGUGAAGCGGACUUUGAGAUGGUACAAUUUUAAUAAAGAAAUUUUUUAUCUUAAUGUUGGGUGUUUCUUUGACCCGCAGGCCAAGAUCAAUGUUGAUUAUUGGAAUUCCCGAAGACUGGCUAUCAUUGAGGAGAAUGCCUCUACCUCUAUUCCAUUUGUUGAAACCUGUGGGGAUAAGGCAAUUAAUGGGGGUAAAGGCUAUUUGGUGACAAACAUGUAUGAAAUGGGGUAUGAUGAUGUUAUCACCAUGCUUGAGGUUAAUGAAAAAGGCAAAACAAUUGCCUAUGCGUGGGAAACAGAUCAAAUACCAAAGGGAGUUAACAUUGUUAAGCUGGGACCGAAACUGGAAGAGCUAAAUGGGGAUGAUAAUGGAGUGAACUUCACUGAAGACUUCCUACUUAGCUGCCCGGAGGUAAAAAAGAAAGGGGACUGGUAUGACUUUGAUAAACCUGCAUUUAUUCUUCGUGUAUUAUCUUUCUUUGAUCCUAACCUGGACAGGAACAAGAAGUACUUGAAAGAAAUGAGGAGAAGGGCUAGAAAAGAAAAAAGGAGAAAGAAGGAAUUGAUCCUGAAGAUGAGGUUUUCUCAUCGGACCUUUACCUUUCUUAAUGUGUUUGGGUGUAUCUCGGUCUCCUUUUUUAAUAUGUUGAUUAAAAUAGCAACUUGGAAUGUUAGGGGUUUGAAAAAACCUUCUAAACAUAACACUAUUAAGAACUUUACUAGGAUUAAUAAUAUUAAUUUAUUUUGUUUUUUAGAGACAAAAAUGAACCCGAAUAGUUUUAAUAAUUAUGUUUCUAAUGUGUGGCCGGAGUGGGUGCAUGAAACUAAUUUUCAAACUAUUCAAGGUGGGCGUAUGGGCAUCAUUUGGGACCCAGGUUUUGUGAUUUGUAAUUUUUUGGAAAUUGAUAAACAACAUAUGCAUAUUAAAUGUACUUGCCGGGUCACACAAACCAUUAUAUAUGCUACUUUUGUUUAUCCCUUAUAUACUGUGUUGGAGCGGAAGGAACUUUGGGACCACUUAAUGGAUUUGGGAGCUUUUAUUUUCGAUCCUUGGGUUAUUUGUGGUGAUUUUAAUUGUGUUUGCUCGCCAAAUGAAAGGGUGGGUCCUACCCCCCCCCCCCUCGGGCUACAUUAUGCAACACUUGAAUGAUUUUUUGGUCUCGGCUAACCUACAGGAUGCCCCAUCUACGGGUGUUUUCCAUACAUGGAAUAGGGGCAUUCUUUGGGCUAAGCUAGAUCGUGUUUUAAUUAAUGACGUAUGGGGGCAAAAUGGCUUUGGGUGUAAGGCUCAUUUCUUUGAUAUAGAGGUGGAGUUUGACCAUUCGGCCUCCGUUUUUUCUAUACUCCAUAAUUCCUCUACUAGACCAAAGCCAUUUAAAUUCUUCAACAUGUGGAUUAAGCACCAGAAUUUUUCUAGCAUAGUUGAACAGGUUUGGCACCAAGAUGUUGCUGGUUCAGCCCAGUACAUAUUGGUGAGAAAAUUAAAAAUGCUAAAAGGGCCUCUCAAAAAGUUAAAUGACAGGGAAUUUGGGCACAUCUCUAGCAAAGCUAAAGCAGCUAAAGAGGAAUUUAAGAGAGUUCAAAACCUUGUGCUCCAAGCUCCAUCGGAUGUUGAACUCCUACGCCAAUUGAAGGAGAAAAGAGAUCGGGCCAUAUUUCUUAGUGAGGCAGAAACGAGCUUUUACCAACAAAAGGCAAAGGCGGAUCAUAUCCUGGAGGCGGAUAAAGGAACGAGGUACUUUCAUGCGAUUGUGAAGAGGAACGCCACGCGGAAUUCGAUAUCUUCUAUCACUCUUGAAGAUGGUAGUCUUACUACAUCUUUAGAGCAAGUUGGUGAUGAGUUUGUAAAUUUUUUUAUUGAUUUGUUUGGCACAGGUACCGAAUGCCAUCAUUUUGAUCCCACGGUGUUGGGAUCCGGUCCCCUGGUGGAACCUAGUUUCCAUGACAGCCUCCUUGCGCCGAUUGAGACAAUAGAGAUUAAAAAUACUCUAUUUGACAUCGGCAAUGAUAAGGCACCGGGACCGGAUGGUUAUUCAUCCGCAUUUUUUAAGUCUAAUUGGGAACUUAUUGGGCAUGACAUAGUCCGGGCCGUCAAAGAGUUUUUCCGUUCGGGAAAGUUACUAAAGCAAAUAAACCACACGGUUAUUGCGCUCAUCCCAAAAACGAAUCACUCACCGAAGGUCUCGGACUAUAGACCAAUCUCAUGUACGAAUGUGAUGUAUAAAAUUAUUACAAAAAUCCUUGCGGCUAGACUCACUCCAUGCCUUCCAGGCUUGAUUGAUCUAGCCCAAGGUGCUUUUGUUAAUGGCCGCCUCAUGUUUGAUAACAUUUUUCUGGCCCAAGAACUUGUUAGAGGAUACAUGAGAAAGCGGAUCUCACCUAGAUGCAUGAUCAAGGUGGAUUUGCGCAAGGCCUAUGAUACUAUUUCUUGGAGCUUUCUCGAGAAUGUUCUAAGGGGUUUGGGCUUCUCCGUAAGAUUUGUUGGAUGGAUUAUGGAGUGCGUAACCACGGCCUCAUUCUCCGUCUCUUUGAAUGGUUCUUUGUUUGGUUUUUUUUAGGGUAAGAGGGGAAUUCGGCAAGGAGAUCCAAUGUCUCCGUUGCUAUUUGUCCUUUGCUUAGAAUACUUUUCCCAACUUAUUAAUUUAAAAACCAAAGGGCCAAAUUUUAAUUUUCACCCUCAAUGUGCGAAACUUGGAUUGACACACUUGGCCUAUGCAGAUGACUUAAUACUGUUCUCUCGGGGUGACACGUAUUCAAUUGAAAUACUUGUCAAAGCCCUCGAAGAGUUUGGGGAUGCGUCGGGCCUUAAAGUGAAUCAUGAGAAAUCAAAUAUUUUUGUAGGGGGAGUUAAUGAAAAUGAUCUCCAGGAGAUCAUGGCCCUUGUGGACUUUGGGCGUGGCACAUUCCCGGUUAAAUACCUCGGAAUUCCACUUGCCCCCCUUAAGGUUUCUAUGGCACAGUACUCACCGCUGCUGGAUACAAUCUCGGUUUUUUUUAAAGGCUUGGAACAUGAAGACUUUAUCCUAUGCCGGAAAACUCGAGUUGAUAAGAUCUGUGAUCCAAGGGGUCCAAUCUUUUUGGCUCCAGAUUUUCCCGGUCCCCCAAACACUCCUAGAUAGGAUUGUUUCUAUUUGCCGAAUUUUUCUAUGGGGUGGGAAAUAUUCUAAAGUGGCUUGGGAUGACAUUUGUCUACCAAAAGAGGAGGGGGGCCUUGGCAUUCAUAAUGCCAAGAUUUGGAACCAUGCUCUCCUCUCUCGAACACUUUGGGAUGUCCAUAGGAAAAAAGACACUCUAUGGGUAAGGUGGGUAAAUGGGGUCUACCUUAAAGGUAGGAGCGUGUGGGAUUUUAUCCCACACAAUCGUGACUCAAUGUUCAUGAAGAAAUUGAGUCACAUACGGGACCAAAUCUUGGGAUGUUUUAACAAUUUGAAUGAUACCAUUAUGGGCCUAAAUAGUAGAUCCUUAAAUGGUAAGCUUUGUUCCGAAAAGAUUUAUGAGUUGUUGAGAAUUAAAGGGACGCCGAGAGUGUGGAUGAACUUCAUUUGGAAGUCUUAUAUCCCUCCGAAGCUCUCAUUCAACGCUUGGCUUGCUAUGAGGAACCGGUUACCUACGCAGGAUAGCCUUAGUUACCUCCAUAUUGUUAAUCGUUGUGACUUGUGCAAGGGUGGAUUGGAAACAAUACCACACCUAUUUUUUCGUUGUCAUUACACCUGUAGGGUCUGGGAAAAAAUUAAGGAAUGGUUGGGGAUGAAUCGAGAGAUGACCACGCUAUGCAACUCCGUGAAAUGGAUCUUGAAGGAUCAUAAGGGUUCAAAGAUCAAAGGGAAGGCUGUUCGGAUUGCGUUUGGUGCCGCGGUUUACUACCUUUGGCACGCUAGAAAUGCCAACCAAUUUGAUGAAAAGGACGUGAAGGAAGAGGUAGUCAUUGCAAAAGUCAAGAAUGUGGUGUAUAAAAUACUUUUCAAUUUAUACCCGCAUGGCUUGAUCACAUUCUGAGUAGAAGGCCGGGGAUUGGAUAUUAUGGAGGCCGCGGUUUUUGGUUUGACCGCUACAUGUUUGCUUGGAGCGCCGAUGCAUGGACAUUAUGGAUGCCACGGCUUAACACUUGAUACGACGCGGCAUGGACAUUAUGGAUGCCGCGGCAUGUAGCAUGAUCUUUGAUAUUAUGGUGUUUGUUUUACUGGCAACUUUUGUACUUUCCUUAGAAUUUAGCCUCUGAUCUGUGUGCAUGCAUUUGCAGCACUGAUGUAUUUUUUUGAACUUCUUGAUGAGCUGGGUUUUUGGCAUUAAAUAGAUCGAAUAAAAACCUCCUUUCACCCACACAUUAUGUGUGGUGGAGGAGGUUUUAAGAGAUCUAGAACAUGUGUUGUAUAGUUUUUCUGAGUGUUAAUAUAUAUUUACAUUUCAU